UCUCUCCGUCGAAAGGGGAGUGCACGAACCAGGAACCACAUGGUUCACCCCACAGCUCUUCGCAGACGCAUUAACUAUCUCUGCACCACGCUGCUAAGGAACGACUACCUGUCAGGCAUAUCAGAUCGUUUUGUGCCGAUCUUUGAGUUCUUUGAACAGCUUGAGACACUGGCG
Messenger RNA from Suillus subalutaceus, 174 nucleotides. RefSeq lists its product as uncharacterized. The annotation marks the transcript as partial. The record is from RefSeq and is a predicted model, not a curated record. The transcript has a single exon. Lineage: Eukaryota; Fungi; Basidiomycota; Agaricomycetes; Boletales; Suillaceae.